AUGAUAAAAGGGAUGCUGCGUAUCCCUUCGUACCACAACUGGCGGCCUGAUCCUAUGGAAACCAUAGACAUAAACUCACGCACACAAGCAAAAGCACCCCGGCACCGCUCAAUGCAGCCCACAACGUCUGAAGAGCACGAGCAGCAGUGUUCCGACUACAAUGGCACAAGGGACAACAUCCCUAGUCCGCAAUACGAAAGGUUGGCAAAAGAUGGUAGCCGUGGAAACGAUGCCAUUGGAGGCUCCAGCUCAAUGCCGAUGGAAGAAAUUGGAUUCAAGGACAAGGAGGUUCCGACAUGGACGAAUCAGAUAACUUUGAGAUCUUUGAUCGUGAGCGUGGGGCUGGGGACUUUCUUCACUAUACUGUCGAUGAAGGAAAUUUUGUCUACAGGAGUAAUUAGCUCUGUGAAUAUAUAUACCCCGGUGGUUGGAUACUCCUUCAUCAAAGGAUGGCUCAUGAUCCUUGAAACAAGUGGGAUUGUAGGAAAACCUUUUACGAGGCAAGAGAAUGCUAUGAUUCAAUCUUGUGUGGUUGCAAUCAGCGGCCUUGCUCUCAGCGUUGGUAACGUUAUGAACACCAUCCACGUUCCUCUUAACAGCAAGUUCGCCAGCUUCUAUUUCGAGUUCUUCAGUAUACAUGUUGGGGCAGGCAUGUUGUGCCCGUACAGCACAAGCUUUUCGCUGUUAGUUGGAUCAAUUCUUUCUUGGGGAAUCUUGUUCCCAUUUCUACGAAGUAAACGUGGAAUCUGGUACGAUGCAGUUAUGGAUACGAGCUAUGACUACCGUGGCUUUGGCGGUUACAGAUUCACCCUUGGUAUGGCUAUAAUCCUCGGUGACAGCACGUUCCACAUCCUCAAAUACAUUGUUGCUAAUUUGAUCUGCAAAUCAAGGAACAAAGGGACUACCGCUGUGAUCAGUGGCAGUACUGAUAAUCAUCAUCAUCCUCAUCAUCUUCCCGUUAAUAUUUCUGGGCCCCCAUGCUCUGACCCGGAUCAUGAGAGCAAUGAUAUUGAUAGUACUAAUUGCUGUGCUGAUACUAGGAUCAGGACCCAAAACUUCCUCAACGAGUUUAUCCCAACCAAGGUAGCAAUAGUCGGCGUUGUUGCUCUUCUGGCUGUCUCUGCAAUAUCACUUCCUAUAAUCUUUCCUCCUGUCAAAUGGUACCACGUCUUGUGCAUGUACGCAGUUGCCUGUUCUGCAGCUUUCAGCACAGCACACGUCACCGGCCUGACCGACAUGAACCCUGCUGCAAAUUUUGGAAGGUUGGCCAUGUUCAUCUUUGGAGCUUGGGCUGGAGUCAGUCAUGGCGGUGUUCUUGUGGCUCUAGUUGCUUGUGGGGUGAUGAUGAAUUUUAACGGCCCCGCUUCUCAACUCAUGUCAGAACUGAAAACUGGAUACUUAACCCUAGCUUCCUCAAGGUCUAUAUUGGUGACCAAAAUGUUUGGGAAUAUGAUUGGCUGCAUUGUCACUCCUCUCAUCUUUAAAUACUACCAAUCACAUUAUAGUGGUUUCGGAAGUCCUGGAUCAAAAUUUCCGGUCUUUAUGACUCCAUUUUAUAGACGAGGUGCAAUCACUGGUAGUCGGGAAGGAUUUAAAGGCUUGCCAAUGUACGCGGUGCAUUUUGGCGUCGCUUUCUUCAUUGCAGCCAUCGUCAUCAAUAUAAUCAAAGAGCUUUUACCGGAGAAGGUGGCGAAAUAUAUUCCAAUACCGAUAGCAAUGGGUAUACCAUUCCAUAUUGGAGGCUACAUUUCUAUCAGUUUCUGCCUUGGGUCCUUGAUAACGUUUCUGUGGAGGUUGAAGAACAAGGCUAAGGCUGAUGCAUAUUCAUCCGUGGUAGGGACUGCUUUGAUUUGCGGAGAUGGGUUUUGGGUUUUGGUGGACUCCAUAGUCACUUUGCUUGGUUUUCUGCCCCCUUUAUGCGCAUCGUUUCUUCCUGCAGAGUCGUCUUAG
Juglans regia (Persian walnut) is the source of this 1950-nucleotide messenger RNA. Its product is annotated as probable metal-nicotianamine transporter YSL7. Lineage: Eukaryota; Viridiplantae; Streptophyta; Magnoliopsida; Fagales; Juglandaceae. The coding region runs from base 1 to 1950 and encodes 649 amino acids. Gene Ontology annotation, molecular function: oligopeptide transmembrane transporter activity. Gene Ontology annotation, cellular component: membrane. The record is from RefSeq and is a predicted model, not a curated record. The transcript is spliced from 4 exons.